GACUGCUCAGCUCGGGGGGAGGAGACUCGCGGUUGUCUGAAAGGUGCUUCAGUGAUUUCUGUCAGUGUGACUGUGCCAACUUACUUACCGGCUUAUCCACGCGUCGCCUCCUUUCUCACCCGCAUCGAUCAGCUACCGAAACCAUGAAGAUCUGGACCUCCGAGCACAUAUUUAACCACCCUUGGGAGACGGUGACCAAGGCUGCUAUGCAGAAAUACCCCAACCCCAUGAAUCCCAGUGUGAUCGGCGUGGACGUUCUGGACAGAGGCAUUGACAAGCAGGGACGCCUCCACAGUAAAAGACUGCUCAGCACAGAGUGGGGUCUUCCAUCUAUAGUGAAAUCUAUCAUUGGUAACGCACGGACGUAUACGUAUGUUCAGGAACACUCGGUUGUGGAUCCCAAAGAGAAAACUUUUGAACUUCAAUCUUCAAAUAUCACGUUCACAAACAUGGUGUCUGUGGAUGAAAGGUUAACAUACAAACCCCACCCUGAAGAUCCAGAGAGAACGAUACUGACUCAGGAGGCUAUCAUCUCUGUGAAAGGGGUCAGUCUCAGCAGUUACCUAGAGGGAGUUAUGGCCAGCACCAUCUCUACGAAUGCCGGGAAGGGUCGUGAAGCCAUGGAGUGGGUAAUCAGGCGGCUGAACGCAGAGAUCGAGGAGCUUGCAGCGACGGCACGCGGGACCAUACGCACCCCGAUGGCUGCUGCCGUCACCGAGAAAUGACACCCGCCUCUGCCGUUCAGGACAAUCUGAGAGAGGCUGCACAUCAGUACAACCAGCCUCCCUUUAUGAUGCUCUGCUGCUGCUUUGGUGCUCCGGGUUUUUGUAUUAUUUAAGGGUAAAAUCCCACCAUCUCUUGUAAUUUACUAUCUACAUUAGAUAUAUUUUAAGCAGCAAACUGCAGCAUAAAGGGAAUCCGUUGAGUGUUUUCCGUGGAAGCUACCUGGCAGGGCCAAAGUGGUGAGGGAUCUGAGGCUGAAAAGCGGGUGGCACGCUCAGGGACAAGUUUAAACAUCAUCAUCAUCUGUGUGUACGGAAGCACGAAGCAUCGGCACAAAAGCAUCAGAGGCAACAGAUGAACUGGAAACACUAGAGAAGUGCCAAAGCAGACGCUGCUUUUCGUCCGGCCUCUUCCAAACACCUUUGCCAGCUUUAAUCUGGCAGAAGACCUCAGAAUUCCAGCAAGUCUCCUCUGGUGUGAACUCAGAGUCAAAAGAAAAAUAGUGAGAAGUGAGGAAUAAUCAUGUUGAGAAAACAAUAACCUGUCAAGUUCAACGCAUGUGAAGGGUACAAGACAGCAGGUCGGACUGAAUGGUUGGUUUAACGACCGCAGAAUGUCAAUGAUGUGUUUCACAGUCGGGUUUAUUUGGGUACGAGAGUCAUCUGAACAAUGCUUUCCUGUGGGACCUCCGUGAUAACAGGACACUGUACCGGGCAACAUACACAAGCCUCAUUCUGAACUGUGUUGUUAUUCUGUCAUAAGUAGAAUUGUUGUUAAGGUAUUUAAGUUAAAUGAAGGGAUCAAAAAUAUUUGCCAUAUUUAUGUUUUUGAUACAAAAGACCCUCUCAAAUGCUGCGUUACUGUAGAUAUAAAUCUGUCUGACGUAAAGAGAAACCGUGAAAACCUUUAGUUACACACUGAACCUCUUUGUUGCACUCAAGUGUUUUAUCAACACACUGUUAUUCAUGGCAGCAUGUCCUUUUACUGUACAGCUGCAGUGACUUACUUGCACACUCAAAUUCACAAAAUUUAACAAAAAAAGCUGCUAGACAUGCUGACGGAGCUGAUAACGUGAAGAUGUUGGUAUUACCGUUUGAGUGUUUACAUUGUGUAUUUGAGGGGGUCUUUUAACACGGUGGACAGCAGCGUGGUGACAGUGAAAGCACUAGUUUCUUUCAUAUAUAAUUAAUAUAUAAACUUUUUUUUUUACCUGUUAAAGGAAUAUUUAUUUAGGAAAAAGUUUGUUUUGAAGAACUGAGUUAUAAGUUUGUUUGAUUGUUAAAAAACAUGUGAUAUCACAUGCCCGCCAGAAAAUGUAAUCUGUGCGUUUUGACUGGGUGCCCGUGAAGAAGAAAUGUUCUCAGCAAAUGCAGAUUGUGGCAAUAAAAUAUUUUAACUUGUUAAA
Messenger RNA from Acanthochromis polyacanthus (spiny chromis), 2128 nucleotides. It is a transcript of the gene prelid3b, whose product is annotated as PRELI domain containing 3. The record is from RefSeq and is a predicted model, not a curated record. The transcript is spliced from 6 exons. Bases 144 to 725 code for a protein of 193 amino acids. Gene Ontology annotation, biological process: phospholipid transport. Lineage: Eukaryota; Metazoa; Chordata; Actinopteri; Pomacentridae. Gene Ontology annotation, molecular function: phosphatidic acid transfer activity. Gene Ontology annotation, cellular component: mitochondrial intermembrane space.